UCGAGAGCUUCCCAGCAGAAUCACCCUGUUUUUUCCCCCCGAGGGUCUCGGUGGGGGUGGGGGGCCCUGGUGGGAAGUCAGGACACAACCUGGAGCCCGAGGAGAGGACGGCUGCUCUGCUCAACCUCACUGCUAACAUGUUGUACCUGGAGAAUAAUGCCCAGUCCCAAUACAGUGAGCCGCAGUACACGAACCUGGGGCUGCUCAAUAGCAUGGACCAGCAGAUACAAAAUGGCUCCUCCUCCACCAGCCCCUACAACACAGAGCACGCCCAGAACAGCGUCACGGCGCCUUCGCCCUACGCCCAGCCCAGCUCCACCUUCGAUGCCCUCUCGCCUUCCCCGGCCAUCCCGUCCAACACAGACUAUCCGGGACCUCACAGCUUCGACGUAUCAUUUCAACAAUCCAGCACGGCCAAGUCUGCAACGUGGACGUAUUCCACCGAACUGAAGAAGUUGUACUGCCAGAUCGCCAAGACGUGUCCCAUCCAGAUCAAGGUGAUGACCCCGCCGCCGCAGGGGGCUGUCAUCCGUGCCAUGCCCGUCUACAAGAAAGCUGAGCAUGUCACCGAAGUGGUGAAACGGUGCCCCAACCAUGAGCUCAGUCGCGAGUUCAAUGAGGGUCAAAUUGCUCCUCCCAGUCACCUGAUCAGAGUGGAAGGAAACAGCCACGCCCAGUACGUGGAGGACCCCAUCACUGGGAGACAGAGCGUCCUUGUGCCUUACGAACCACCGCAGGUAGGCACUGAAUUCACAACUGUCUUGUACAACUUCAUGUGCAACAGCAGCUGCGUCGGGGGUAUGAACAGGCGCCCCAUCCUGAUCAUCGUGACGCUGGAAACAAGAGAUGGGCAGGUCCUGGGACGUCGGUGCUUCGAGGCUCGGAUCUGCGCAUGUCCAGGCAGGGACCGCAAGGCAGACGAGGACAGUAUCCGGAAACAGCAAGUCUCUGACAGUACAAAGAACGGUGAUGGUACGAAGCGCCCUUUCCGGCAGAGCACCCACGGCAUCCAGAUGACGUCUGUCAAGAAACGGCGCACCCCGGAUGAUGAGCUCCUGUACUUGCCUGUGCGCGGCCGGGAGACCUACGAAAUGCUGCUGAAGAUCAAGGAGUCUCUGGAGCUCAUGCAAUACCUCCCGCAGCACACGAUCGAGACCUACCGGCAGCAGCAGCAGCAGCAGCAGCAGCAUUUGCUGCAGAAGCAGAGCUCCAUCCAGUCGCAGUCUUCGUAUGGGUCCGCCUCCCCUCCGCUCAGCAAAAUGAACAGUAUGAACAAGCUGCCGUCGGUUAGUCAGCUCAUCAACCCACAGCAGCGCAACGCCCUGACGCCCACGUCCAUCCCAGACAGCAUGGCCAACAUCCCGAUGAUGGGAGCCCACAUGGCCAUGGCGGGGGACAUGAACGGACUCAGCCCGACGCAGACGCUGCCCCCCUCCCUCUCCAUGCCCUCCACGUCCCACUGCACUCCGCCUCCCCCCUACCCAACAGACUGCAGUAUUGUCAGUUUCUUAGCACGGCUGGGCUGCUCGUCCUGCGUGGAUUAUUUCACGGCGCAAGGUUUGACCACCAUCUAUCAGAUUGAACACUACUCCAUGGAUGAUCUGGUGAGCCUCAAAAUCCCGGAGCAGUUCCGCCACGCCAUUUGGAAAGGCAUCCUGGACCACCGGCAGCUCCACGACUUCUCCUCCCCGCCCCACCUCCUGCGCACGCCCAGCGGCACCUCCACCCUCAGCGUGGGCUCCAACGAGACCCGUGGGGAGCGGGUCAUUGACGCCGUGCGCUUCACGCUUCGCCAGACCAUCUCCUUCCCGCCCCGCGACGAGUGGGGGGAUUUCAACUUCGACUUGGACGCCCGUCGUAACAAGCAGCAGCGGAUCAAGGAGGAAGGAGAGUGAAGGGGGAGUGCCGUGUGGUCCCACCCGCCCCCCUCGUCCAUCCUGAUGGAUCUCUUGCUUGUGCCUGCCUGACUUAGUUGCCUUUGGGGGUGGGAGAAGGGAAGAUUCUCCUAAUUGACCAGCGCUUAGCUGACCCUGCAGUUGUGGCCCGCCUGGGGCUUGGCGUCUUCUGCUUGUUAGCUGACCCCACAGUUGUGGCCCUCCUGGGGCUUGGCGUCUUCUGCUUCGUAGCUGACCCCUCAGUUGCGGCCCGCCUGGGGCUUGGCGUCUUCUACUUCUUAGCUGACCCCGCAGUUGCGGCCCGCCUGGGGCUUGGCGUCUUCUACUUCUUAGCUGACCCCGCAGUUGCGGCCCGCCUGGGGCUUGGCGUCUUCUGCUUCUUAGCUGACCCCGCAGUUGCGGCCCGCCUGGGGCUUGGCGUCUUUGGCUUCUUAGCUGAACCCGCAGUUGCAGCCCGCCUGGGGCUUGGCGUCUUCUGCUUCUUAGCUGACCCCGCAAUUGUGGCCCGGCUGGGGCUUGGCGUCCCCUGCUUCACCUCCAAAGUUGGGUCUCCUAACCAGCCAUUGCUUUUGUUAGAGGGUAAAAGGGGGUAGUUUUUUCUGCCUUCUGUCCAGUCAAAGCAGGGGAGUUGUUUUUCAGCACCUGAGAAAGAUGGGACCAUAAAAAGCCUUUGAUAUGCUUUGAAAAUCCCGGCACUUAAUUUCUUAUGCUUCCGCCAAACAGGUGCACCUCCACAUGCCCACACGUUCAGCGCUAGGCGGCUUGCCUGGGGCGCACAUGACUUCUUUCUGCACGGCCCCAUGUUUGCGACCGGGUGAAACGUCUCGUGUGAAAGACGUUUGCCCGGAUUCCUUUCCUAAUGUACGUUUCCCAGUUCGAGGUUGUUCAAGGCAGUUCGUGGGGCUGCCGCUUUUCUGGUUUUGUAAGGUUAGCAUGUUGCCAAGUUGAACACUGAGCAUUUUGCCAAACAGUGUAGGGGAACGUGAUGCCCCACAGUUCAUUUGGCAGCCAUGUGCCACGAAUGGGGCAUUUCUGAUCAAACGGUUGUGGGGCAAUGCUGAAGCACACCCCCUGCCCGUGGCGGUGGAGAGUAAAUGGCCAUACAGAGUUAAAUUUUCUUUUCUCCUUGGAUGGUUGGUAAUGAAGGCAAGUCCCCAGAAUUUUAGAUCCAUGUUCAAAAACAGGGUGCUGGUUUUCAUUUUGAGUUCCUCUUCCUCCUGAGUCAGUGAGAGCCCCUGAACCAAAGAUGGUUCAGUGUUUGCCCCAUUUCUGCAAAAAUAUUGUCACUUAAGAGGACUACCCCAGGAGGUAGUUUGUGGACAAGCAGAUUGGCUCCAUUGGCCCUCUGGACCUAUCCAGUGUUUCGCACUUUGCAGGAUAUUUCAGUCUCACAAGCAGUUCAGAGUGGUGGCCCCCACGUUGAUUUUCACUGACUUGGGGGUCCCUGCCGUGGCUCUCUUCCCCCUGCUAGAGUUUCACAAAUUAUCUUUCCAUAUCUGUCCGCUCACAGAAUGGCGUCAGAAUCAACUCCAUAAACAUCCAGGUGUGUGUGUGUUUGUGUAUAUAUUGUUCAGCUUGUACUGCCAACUUCCUAAGUAGCACAUGCCCACGACCAUAGCAGCAAAUCUCUACUUUGCCCCCUCCCCCAAAAAACCCUUUCCACCCCCCCAUGUUUACUUCCCAAUAGACACUGCCGUUCCUGCCUUCCUGCACCUGUUUGCAAUUGAAAUGAGAGAUACUUUUGAUCCCUUGUAAAGUUUGUAAGUAAAUAAUUGUUUUGUUGUAUGCGAUUUUUUUUUAUAUUUCCCUGUAACAAUCAUUACUGAUCUCUUUUUUUAUUAUUUUGGAGGGGGGGAUAUUGGGCCUUUCAGAACCACAGUUUUGUAUUUUGUAUUUGUUUUUUUAAUUUUUUUGUAAGGGAAAGGCUGUCUGUAUUCUGUCUUGCAAAAUGCUCGUGAUCCUGUCAAUGCGGGUGUCUGCAUGAGUGAGGUUUGGAGGGGAGGGGGUGUGUGUUUGCGAACACCCCGCUCUUUGGGGGGAGGGGGAAAGGGGAGGGGUCACUUCAAGGCAAGAGUCCUAGAUUUCAAAGCAAUUUCAUUUGUUCAGUGCAAGUGGCAGACACCCGCAGGUUAUUUGUUACUUGUGACAAGUAUUAAUUUGAUUAUUAAGAAACACUCUGUCAAUGCCAAUGUAAAUAAAAGCCAAAUUCUGAAA
Messenger RNA from Sphaerodactylus townsendi, 4109 nucleotides. RefSeq names its product tumor protein p63 (gene TP63). Lineage: Eukaryota; Metazoa; Chordata; Lepidosauria; Squamata; Sphaerodactylidae. The record is from RefSeq and is a predicted model, not a curated record. Gene Ontology annotation, cellular component: nucleus. Gene Ontology annotation, molecular function: RNA polymerase II cis-regulatory region sequence-specific DNA binding; DNA-binding transcription factor activity, RNA polymerase II-specific; protein binding. Gene Ontology annotation, biological process: apoptotic process; regulation of transcription by RNA polymerase II; protein tetramerization. The transcript is spliced from 12 exons. Bases 138 to 1895 code for a protein of 585 amino acids.